This is a messenger RNA of Erythranthe guttata (spotted monkey flower), 489 nucleotides long. The record is from RefSeq and is a predicted model, not a curated record. Lineage: Eukaryota; Viridiplantae; Streptophyta; Magnoliopsida; Lamiales; Phrymaceae.
AUGGCGAAAUACAAGAACCUCCUCAAAGUAAUCUCCAUACAAGAUCUAAUCCUCGCCUCCCAAUCUACUCCACCUUCCAUCUCCAUCGACUUCCUCCACCGCCUCUCUCAGAAACUCCACCUCAACCGCGGCCCCUCCGCCUUCCUCCGCACCUACCCUCACAUCGUCCACAUUUUCACCCACCCCGUUAACCUCCAACCCUACUGCACACUCACACCCGCCGCUCGCCUAAUCGUCCGCCAAGAAUCCGACGCCUUAAACAAAUCCACGCCCCUCGCAGUAACCCGAUUGGUCAAGCUCCUAUCAAUGUCCCUCACCAAAAAGCUGCCCCUUCGUGCCAUUUUCAAGGUCUGGAGAGAAUUGGGUCUGCCCGAUAACUUCGAGGACUCCGUUAUUUCGAGGAACCCCGACAUUUUCUCGCUCCGAGAUGGAAACGAGCCCAACACUCAUUACUUAUUGCUCGGCGAUACUGACCUUUUUGCACAUUGA